AUGGCCCCUCCAUAUCCCACUCCUCCCACUGCCCGACGCGGAUCUGAGUUUACGCCGCGAGACGAGACCGACCUCAUCAGCCGACUGCAUUCAGACGCUCUUGAUACGCCCGUCUCCCUCACACGACGACUUGCCAAAUCCAGGACAACACACGCGCGAGUGAAUCCCAACCUCAGCUCUUCCGACUCUGAGGGCGACGCCAACGCCGAACCGUCUUCGCAGCAGAAUCGCGGCCGCCAGCCGAACCACUCCCGCUCCAUGAGCAAUCCGUUUCCGUCGCUCUUCAACGGCCGUAGGAGGCAGGGCUCGGCUUCAAAGCCCUCCGUCGACGUGGAUAGACCAAACGGUGGCCCUGCUCCGAGCAACAGGCCGGUACAGACGCACAAACGAGGGAACCCCUCCAUGAGCAAGGACUUUGCUACCGGCAAUUGUAUGACAUGUGCCUCGCUCGUAAAGUGGCCUAAGGAGUUAAAGGUCUUCAAGUGUACCAUUUGCAUGACCAUCAAUGACUUGGUUCCAAUUACGCCAGGACAAGGUCCCAGGACGAGUCCCUUUGGCCAACUCAAUAUGCCCAUCUCUCUUGAUCAAACAAAACAUCUGGUCCGGCAAAACCUGCGAUCUUAUGUUCUCAGGAGGCUUCGCGACUUGUCAGCUGAGGCUCAGGUUGAGCAGGCUGGCGACGACUGGCCGCUGCGGCAAGAUCGACUACAUCCAGAUCUUGCCAUACGGACUCAUGAACCACUGGAUAUCACUCCAGUAAGAAAGGGUUCCGUCACCAAGUAUACCUUUGAUGAGGAGCCAACACUGCAUCUCAAUACCGCAAGCGCCAAUCCUCCAAUCGCCAUGUCCAGGUCGUAUCCUUCAUCUUCCAAUGAGCAAACCGGGUUAAAAGGCCCGCCGCCCAACAGCAACAAUAAUCAUGUCAGCCCGCGCCCACGAGAUCGGUCUGCUGGCCCGCCUGAUGACCCUAGAAAGAUAUUCAAGCAAUUAGAAGACUACAUUACAAAUUGUUUCAAUAACUUUGAAUGUAUCAACUCUUCCUUUUCCACGCAGCAUCCCCGAUAUGCUUCGAGAUCCGCAAGUGAUACCCCUCGACGUCCCUCGGUCCCCUCAAGGGACGUGCGGCAGCCCGCACAGAUAAAAAUUGAUUUGGACCCGAAAUUGCUACUGCUGGGCGAUGUUGCGGAAAAUGGGCUGUGGUGGACGGGCCAAGACACAAUGGCGCCGAAGAAGACUCCCAACAAGGAGGAGCCUGUCCACGUUCACCGACCAUCCCCACAAACAAGAUCACCGCAGUUGAAUUGGACCGAUAUUGAUGAAUGGUACUCAGUCGUGAACAAUGCAGCAAAAGGCUGGUUCCAAAUCUACGAAGAGGUCUCGGCGGAUCUUUCUCUGGGCCACCUUGCUGAGCAAGAACUUCGUGCUAUCGAACAGGAUGUGCUCAAGGGACAGGAUCACACUCAACGGUUGUUGUUAAAAGUUACUGAAAACCUGCUGAAAAGACCCGGCCGCCCAAUCAAGGACCCGAUGGAUCUUCGAUUCCUUCUGAUCAUCAUGGAAAAUCCGUCUCUUCACUCGGAUAAUGAAAGCUUCAAGGGGCUACUCCAGCCCGAGAUGAACCAGUCUAUACGUUCGAGACCAACAGAUGUAAAUCGCCCUGCUGGAAAUACAGGUCUCCUAUCAGGGCAGCACUCUGGAAUCGUUAAACGAAUACUGGGAUUGAUAUCGAAUGCAUCGCCAGAGUGCCAAAACCAAAUGAUAACUUGGCUGGCUAGAUACCAUGCCGCACGCUUCAUUAAAGUGAAAGAGCUAGCAUCGGGGUUUUUGACAUACAGGAUGAUUCGACAAAGCGAAAAGAAGCAGACUGAGCAUACAGUGGAUCCGACAGCUGGGUUGAUACCACAGAUGCGGGCUGGUCGACACGGUGGUGCAUCUCUUCAUGAUGCGAUAGGCGGGCCUAGACCUACUAAGAAGUCCAAGGAGCCACCCAAGGUGAUUUCCUAUUCAGAUGACUGGCAGAUCAAGGCUGCUUCCCGUGUGCUAUCCCUCUUGUUUUCCGCAAACAACAUGUCACCGAAUCGUCGCGGCGAGGAUGCUCAUCCAAAUAGUCAAGUUACCUGGAACGGAGCAGCUCGUGUUGGCGGAUACUUUCUUCCACCCACUGAUUUCUACAAUUCCAUGAUAGACUACACCGAUCUCAUUGACGAUUUCGAGUCUUGGGAAUCUAAGAGGAGUAAAUUCUCCUUCUGCCAAUACCCGUUUCUCUUGAGCGUAUGGGCAAAAACGCACAUCCUAGAGCACGAUGCCCGUCGACAGAUGCAAAGCAAAGCUCGGGACGCCUUUUUCGAUAGCAUCAUGACUCGAAGGAACAUCAACCAAUAUCUAGUCCUUGAUGUACGUCGAGACUGCCUUGUUGAUGACAGUUUGACAGCUGUGAGUAGCGUCAUUGGCAGUGGUGGUGAAGAUUUGAAGAAAGGUCUCCGCAUUUCGUUCCAGGGAGAGGAGGGAAUAGAUGCGGGUGGUCUCCGUAAAGAAUGGUUCUUGCUCCUCAUCCGGGAGGUUUUCAAUCCCGAUUAUGGCAUGUUCAUCUAUGACGACGACUCGCAGUAUUGCUACUUCAACUCAAACUCGUUCGAGCCUGCUGAUCAGUUCUUUUUGGUUGGCGUUGUCAUGGGCUUGGCUAUCUACAAUUCUACCAUUUUGGAUGUUGCCCUGCCUCCUUUUGCUUUCCGAAAACUCAUUGCUUCAGCCCCUUCUCCCCCUGGAUCAAUCAUACAGCAUCGACCACCGAUGAGAUAUACGCUAGACGAUUUGGCUGAAUACCGCCCACGACUUGCAAAUGGAUUAAGACAACUUUUAGCUUUCGACGGAGAUGUCGAAGAAACAUUUUGCUUGGAUUUUGUCAUUGAAACGGAUAGAUACGGCUCCAAGGUACAAGUGCCUCUCUGCCCCGGGGGCGAAAGUAAGCCCGUGACAAAUGAGAAUCGGCGAGAAUACGUCGAUCUUUACGUGCGGCACGUUCUCGACAUUGCAGUGAAGAGACAGUUUGAGCCCUUCAAGAGGGGCUUUUACACGGUCUGUGGCGGCAAUGCGUUUUCUCUUUUCCGGCCUGAGGAGAUUGAACUCCUUAUCAGGGGGUCUGAUGAGCCAUUGGAUAUCGCGUCGUUAAGGGCCGUGGCGGAGUAUGAUAACUGGGAGAGCAAACAGCCUGAAGAAACCGAGCCAGUCAUUGGCUGGUUCUGGGAGACGUUUCAACAGGCUACUCCUAGUGACCAACGCAAGCUACUUACAUUUGUCACUGGAAGUGACCGCAUACCGGCGAUGGGGGCCGCAUCGCUGACGAUCAAAUUGUCUUGUCUUGGUGAUGACUGUGGGAGGUAUCCCAUUGCCAGAACGUGCUUCAAUAUGUUAUCUCUCUGGCGUUAUGCUUCAAAGGAAAGGCUAGAAUCAAUGUUGUGGAGAGCAGUUCAUGAGAGUGAAGGAUUCGGUCUCAAGUAA
Molecule: messenger RNA, 3498 nt
Organism: Trichoderma breve
Lineage: Eukaryota; Fungi; Ascomycota; Sordariomycetes; Hypocreales; Hypocreaceae
Product: HECT-domain (ubiquitin-transferase) domain-containing protein
Exons: 4
Coding region: 1-3498 (1165 amino acids)
Biological process (GO): protein polyubiquitination
Molecular function (GO): ubiquitin protein ligase activity
Source: RefSeq, a predicted model, not a curated record